GUUGUAUGUGUGCCAGUGACAGCCAGAAAAAGAUCGCAGCCGGUCGUGUGGAAUUCAUAGUUUCUUUCCCAUUGCAGAUAUCGUCGUAUUUUGCUCACUGCUUGCCGUGCAAGACCAAUAACUUAAAGAAAAUAGUGUUCCCCAGUGGGUCAGACAAAGGAUUAGUUACUGUCCGGCGUGGCCAGAGAUCACAUUUGCCCAUUUGGUAAACUGGCACGCUCUUGCACUCUCAGUGGUAUUCGUGGCUCGUUGCCGUGUACGUGUGUUUGUGUUCCGUGAAGAAUUCAAUUUAUCAACCGUCCUAGCCGGGUCCGCCAGGCAGUUGGGAAUAUCCCAGACCAUCGUGGGCAGGGAAAGCAUCGUAUCGUUGUUCCUCGUUUGUGUGUCUCACCAACACACGGCCAGCGCCGAGAGGAUGCAGCGUGAUAAAUUGAACUGUCACAACACGAAAGGGUUUCUGAAACGCACGUAGAAGUUUGUUCACCUUCUUGGUGUUCCUCACGCCCAAUGGUGACGCUUCCGAUGGCACUGAAAUUCUACCAGCGUACGCACGUUCCAGCAGAGCAGCGAAUGUAUCCAGGUGCUAGCGAUAGCGUCACCCAGUGUCGACUACAUCCGUCUGCACAAUCAUAUCCCGAUGAGCGGUGGCUUCAAGCCGUUGCCACGCGUACCAUUGCUUCGUAGUUAGACAACAACAAACAAAAAGACAGCUUACCUGCUAGAGGGUGCAAGCCUUCUCCACAUUGCGUCUACUAGCUCCAGGUGCCCUGGAGAACUAGCACUGCCGAUCCGUCGUCGGCGUGUCGCCCAUAGAUAGCCUAUAGAACCAAAUAAAAUACCAACUGCUACCGGAACUGAUAACCGUGGCAGUAACUACGUGCAUUGAUGCAGAGACAUUACCGACCGGUAAAGGACAAGGAAUCAUACUGUCGACGGCUAACGGGUGCGCUACCGUUCGCAAGCAUGCUCCGAUCGUACAAACUGUACCUGAUGCUGCUGAUUAGCUCGAUCUUCUUUAUCGUGUGCCAGAACCAGGGUUCCAUCACAAGCCUUGUCAGCAAUGGGGCGGCCGCAUCUUCCGCGUCUGUAAACGAUAUACCGCUCGGUGUGCCAGAUGUCGUAGCGGCACCACUGCAAGCGCUCGGUAACGAUGGCAUCGAGUUGCUGUACGGCGAAGCCGAGCCCGCGCUCGGUGCGGAAAAGAUUCGCUCGCGAAGCCUUAACUUCAAGGAUAUGCCAUUGAAGCAGAACGAUCGUUCGUCCUCGACUUCCGCUGCGACGAGUAGUUCGGCAGCGACAACAUCCACCACAACGAUGCCAACGACGACCACCACGAAGGUGGUACCGACGGCGACGAACGCAAAGGGUUCGCCCAACUUCGCCGACGCCGGAACGGAUGGUAGAGUUACGGACGUACCGUAUCGAUUUCCGGUGGACACGAAGCUGCUGCCCCCGUUGUACAUCAUCACACCGACGUACCGACGGCCGGAGCAGAUACCGGAGCUUACCCGGCUCGGUUACACGCUGAAACAUGUACAGAACGUGCUGUGGAUUGUGGUCGAGGACUCGGAGAAUCGAACCACCGCUGUCGCUCGGCUGCUGGAGGAGAUCGGUGUACCAUUUGUGCAGCUUGCCGCUCCCAUGCCAGCCCAGUACCGCAAGCAGAAGGUUAAACCACGAGGUGUGUCAAACCGAAACCGAGCGCUACAGUGGAUCAGGGCGAACGCAACGGAAGGAACGCUGUACUUUGCCGACGAUGAUAACACGUACAAUCUGAAGUUAUUUGAGCAGCUUCGUCACGUACGCAAAGUCGCCAUGUUUCCGGUGGGUCUAAUCUCCAAGUAUCAGGUCAGCUCACCGGUCGUGAAGAAUGGUACGAUAACGGGUUUCUACGAUGGUUGGCUCGGUGGUCGGAAAUAUCCACUAGAUAUGGCCGGGUUUGCCGUAUCGGUAAAAUUUCUGCACGCACGUCCCAAAGCCCAGAUGCCAUUCAAGCCCGGUUACGAAGAGGAUGGUUUCCUGCGCAGCUUGGAACCGCUCGAGCUAAAGGAGGUGGAGCUGCUGGCAUCGAACUGUACGGAGAUACUGACAUGGCAUACGCAGGCGAGGAAAAAUCCGCCCGCACCAGCGCUGGAUCGGAAGAAAUACGGUGGCACGAACCUGGUACAGCUCACCAGUUGGCUCGUGUAGAAAGAGUGGACCACGACCGGACAUUCGCUGAUGGUGCCGCGUUGGCUAAAGAGGCUCUCCGUUUGGGUCUUUCGAGGAGACCCAUGAAGAGCUGCGUUUUUCCGCGUCGUAGAGUGAUCGGGACAUAAAGCAGAUGGAGCUUGCUGUAACCAUGCGUGGCAUGUGGAAUAGGUUUUUAGUCGGACUGAUUUGCUAACAAUCUUUCCCCGUUAAUGUAACACUGUUGCUCAGAACGACGAAAGAUGUCGGACAGGUGGUGUGAUUGGUACUUAACACAGCUCACGUGCAUCAGUCCGGCACAUGGUUCAACACCGAUCGUACCAACCGAACUGACGUGCGUCGAAACGCAAUAGUACGGAUUACUUUCCACUGCGACGUAAAUGUCAGUAGGAUGUGCAUUGCCACAGAUAUCAUGAUAUACUGUCCCAUUUUACUGAAAGUAUCGUAGGUUAGAAUAUGCACCAAAGAAGUGGCCAAAACUGAUCUAUAGAUAACACACAACACGAACACACAAAGUGAGGUGAUUUUGUAGAUAUUAUUGUAAUGUUCGCUUCAUCCAGGUGACACGAUUCCAAAACCUACUACUGAUUUGCAAUAAGAAGCUGAUACGAUUUAUGAGUUCCCCGGAUGCACCGGUUUUAAAUGCGCUGCAUUUCAUUUAGCUGUUAGGGUUCAGAUUGGAUGCAAAGUUACGUGCAUAACACACGUAACAGCAUAAAUCACCGGCACUGGGGUCCUCUCCAGGCCCAGAGUUCUCGUGUAAUCGUUAACAAACCAUGUAUACAUGCGUACAACUAUUCAAACUAUAUACACUUACAUACAUUCACGUUUUCACUUAUAAACACUCCAGCAAAACGAGGGGAUUAUCGCAACUAUAAAACCCCAUCCUCCGAACGUCCUGGUGCCCCCCCCAACCCCACUCCACUGUUGGUGGAAAAUAUUAGUCAUCCCCACAGUCGGUGGAUUCUUUUUAGAUAGUAAUGUUUUUUAACAAAUUUCUAGCAUCUAGACAAUGGUGUACCAGCCGGGUGGAAUUGGUCGAAAUCGAAAUGAUGCGCACUGGUAUUGUGUGCCCGCAUCAUUGAUUCUGUGGCGAUAUUUGUACAUAUAGUGAUACUCAGAAAAAAAAUACUUCUUUUUACUUCAACCCUUAGUUAACGUAGCCUAAGUGAUCAGUAUAUUUGCUGUAUUCAAGCACUAUUUUAAGGCGUAGUUUUUAAAGUCCACGUACUAGUCCACCUUUUAGGCUGUCCGAGGGAAUAGUAGGGGUACGGUACAGGUGCUUGCGGACAGGACAGGACGGACAGUAGCAUAUUUGACGUGGUGCGUAGUACAGCAAACUUACCGAAAGUACCUUUCCAGCAAACGGUGUAAAACGUUCGAAGGUAACACAACCCCCGAGAACUACUGAAGCAGAACGCGUAGCCCUCCACGAGUAACGAACAGGUGGAUGUGGAGCACACUUUACUGGUGGAGUGUACUCGUUCAGGUUCCUUUUCCUCUAGUAACAGUUAAGCGAAAUAUGUUUAAUGAACAGGAUAUCAAAUAAUAUUCAAACCGUAUAACAACACACCGAACAAGAGAAUCAACUCUUUCGCGAACGAGCUUCUUCGAGAUGUAAAACUAGCUGUUUAUUGACUCUCCUUAUCAAGUGUACCAUAGGGAUAAGUAAUUACGUCUGUGCAUCGUUUCCGAACUAAUCCAUGUGCUUUGCGUUUCGUGAUAAACCAGUUCCAUCUCUCUAUAAUGCUUUUGGGAAAAGCUGUUUCGCUUUCGUUUUUACAUUUUCUCUGUGCGUUGAAAGCAGGCUAAUACAUUUGUGAAUUCGUUCAACUCUUCAUUACUGUUUGUUGUCAAUGAAAUUCCUAGAAUUCUUACUUUAAGCUGCUGGGAAAUCUUGUAUCAAUUUGUCGGUGUUAAUGGAAACUUACGCAAAAAAAUAAUACAAACAAAACGUUUACGAGAUAACGAACGGAAAAGUAAGGGCGAGAACAGUAAACAGUGUCUCACACACAAGGAAGAAUAAGGGAAAUGAGGGCAAACAACUUGUGAUCUUUAGGUGGGUUUUUGUAGGGACAAAAGCAGUGUAUGACCGUGAGGAAAAGUGCGCAUCUGAGAAGGAUUUGGAAAUGGAAGGGAACUCAAUCGAAAAACAUGUAACCUGGAAACCGUAAACAAACUAAAAAGAAAGCAGUCCGGUAAUCAUCCAGAUAAGUGAUAAUCUACUAUUUGACUCACAUUGGUGUGAGAUUUGAACGUGAACCAGAAGUGAGUGGAGAUUAUAAUUGAAAACAAUAAACUUGACUUCUAUCUUACC
Molecule: messenger RNA, 4507 nt
Organism: Anopheles moucheti
Lineage: Eukaryota; Metazoa; Arthropoda; Insecta; Diptera; Culicidae
Product: galactosylgalactosylxylosylprotein 3-beta-glucuronosyltransferase P
Exons: 6
Coding region: 886-2190 (434 amino acids)
Biological process (GO): carbohydrate metabolic process; chondroitin sulfate proteoglycan biosynthetic process
Cellular component (GO): Golgi membrane
Molecular function (GO): galactosylgalactosylxylosylprotein 3-beta-glucuronosyltransferase activity
Source: RefSeq, a predicted model, not a curated record